AUGUCCCUCCUAGCUAUUCCGAACGAGUUGCUACUACAGAUAAUGAAACAUCUUCGAGAUUCACGACAUGUUCAAGCCCUCCAAUCUGUUGCUCGUACCUGCAAGGAUCUCCGCGAAGUCGCUGAGAUCUACUUAUAUUCUACUGCCGAGUUUACCACACUAUCGUCCCUAUAUCGCUUUCUGGAUGCUGCUACCCAUGCCGACGAGCCUAGUCGAAAAGGCUACCUACGAGAUCUAAAACUUCUAUAUUCCACUAAUCAUUAUGACCCUUAUUACAAUCCGCCUUAUCCUCCGGACCUCACCUUAUUUCCCAAUUUAGAAUCAUUCGUCUCGGAAAGUCCCGAAUGUCAGCCUCGAUCCGUCAAAGGGACUCACUGGGGACUUUUCAAGGAGUCUUACAUACAAGCAUUUACGCAAGCCUCCCUUCUAAACGAAUCCCUCGAAACACCAAGGCCUCUUCAAAGCCUCAGAUCUCUUACGCUCCAUUGGACUGGAACAGAGAGAAGAUUUUGGGACAUAGCGCCGACGUGUCCAAUCUUCUUACUUCCUCGACUACAGUCCUUGGAAAUAUCCUGUGCCAAGAUAGGACAAAAGGAAUCAGCUGAUUGGGAAGUAGAAAAGCUACAAGAUUUUCAACACAAAACUAUGCUCAAAUCCUUAAUCUUUACCGAAUGCGUUGUUUCCAUUAAAGCUCUACAUACCAUUCUCUCAUUGCCGAAAGCGCUACAGAACCUAACUCUUUGUGAGAUGUUUUAUCACCGUUGGAUGAUGGGUGACUCCUUCGCCAUCGAGGAUACUGAUGCAUUUAACCACGCUAUUAGCCAGCAGGCCGAGAGUCUCGAAAGCCUUCAUAUCCACCGUUUCAGCCAAUAUUCACGAGAUGGGAAGACUCUAGUCCUCUCGCUUUCCAAUUUCCCAGCCCUCUCAAACCUUCAGCUUGGACCUUUUCGUCAAACGCAAUUCAAAUACAUCCUUGAUACACCGGUUCCACCGGCUCUAAAAUCUCUACGGCUUGAUGAGUAUGGAAUAUCAAUGUUAGAGAAGGACCGUUCCUGUAAGCUUCUCUCGGGUCUAUCGGUCGAGGAGUUGCUAGCAAAUUCGGAAACUUCCGGCCUGCCAUUCACGCUUGAUAUUUCACUCCAGCAUCUCUCGCCUCUUCUUCGGAGACCACUUUUCAACGGUGACGACGUGCGGCCAAAGAUACGAAAACUUAUAAACAAACUUGGAGGGCGGUUUCAAGAGCUCCAAAACGCUUCCACUCGCCCUCGCUUAGAAGCGAACCCCGAACCUUCUCCAGCUUGUCAAGCAUAUUCGCGUUUGCGCAUUCUCACCAACAAGCCCCGGAAGAAAAUCCCACCAUUCCUACACAAUGAACCGCUACCCAGAUUCGUAGUUCGGUACGAUUCGUCUCACCCAGAGCGAUUUCUCCAUACUCCUUAUACUGCUAACCCAAUCCCUCCCGAUAGAGACUUUAGUAGUGACGACGAGGACAUGGAUAUAGCUUUUCGUGACAACAACUCAGACCUUGAUAUGCAUACCUUUUAA
Daldinia loculata is the source of this 1545-nucleotide messenger RNA. RefSeq lists its product as uncharacterized. The transcript has 2 exons. The coding region runs from base 1 to 1545 and encodes 514 amino acids. Gene Ontology annotation, molecular function: protein binding. The record is from RefSeq and is a predicted model, not a curated record. Lineage: Eukaryota; Fungi; Ascomycota; Sordariomycetes; Xylariales; Hypoxylaceae.